Molecule: messenger RNA, 1065 nt
Organism: Aaosphaeria arxii CBS 175.79
Lineage: Eukaryota; Fungi; Ascomycota; Dothideomycetes; Pleosporales
Product: alcohol dehydrogenase
Exons: 1
Coding region: 1-1065 (354 amino acids)
Molecular function (GO): oxidoreductase activity
Source: RefSeq, a predicted model, not a curated record
AUGGCCGACGCUAUGGAUGUCUGGGCCCUGACGGAAUGGAAUAAGCCCCUGCAGAAGAUUCGCCAACCUAUCCCAGUACCGACAGGAACAGAAGUUCUGAUAAGAGUCACUCAUGCGGGCGUUUGCCAUUCAGACCUCCAUACAGCUGAGGGCUUCUACGAUAUUGGAGGAGGCAAGCGAUUUUAUGUCAAAGACCGCGGCAUUAAAUUACCAAUUGCCUUGGGACACGAGAUACUAGGAGAGGUUGCUGCUAUUGGGCCCGAUGCAACUUCAGUUGCGCUAGGAUCUCGCCAAAUCGUCUACCCAUGGCUUGGUUGCGGUUCCUGUACACGCUGUAGCCAGGAGGAAGAUAAUUUAUGCGCUGCACAAAGGGGGCUCGGCACACUUCAGAACGGCGGCUUCGCCGAGUAUGUUGUCGUUCCACAUCCAAAAUACAUAAUCGAUCUGGGCAAUCUCGAUGCAGCCGUAGCAUCUACUUUCGGAUGUUCUGGAAUCACUACAUUCAGUGCGGUCAGCAAGAUUAUGCCGCUUCCACCAAACGAACCAGUCCUCUUGAUCGGGGCAGGUGGUCUAGGGCUUUCAGCGAUAUCAGUACUGAGGUCUUUCGGGCACCAAUUCAUCCUCAGCGUUGACAUCAACGACGAGAAGCUAGCUGAUGCUACCAGAGCUGGUGCAACAAAGACCGUGAACAGCUCUGGGCCCUCCCCAGCCGAGGACAUUCUAGCGGUCACUAAAGGGCCAGUCAUCGCCGUGAUUGAUUUUGUGAACAGCUCGAGCACCGCUGCUUUGGUAAAAGGUUUGGUCGGCAAAGGAGCUAAGUGGGUCCAGGUUGGCGUGAUGGGAGGCUCAAUUGAGAUGUCCCUUGUUGAGAACAUCUUUAAAGGUUUAAGCAUUCAUUCGAACAUCACAGGAAACCUGGAGCAUUUUCGAAGAGUCGUUCAAUUAGCAAAAGAAGAUAAGCUUAGUCCAGUGUUGGUCAAAACAAUGCCGUGGAACUCGGUUAACGAGGCGAUGGACCUACUGAAGGCGGGCAAGGUUACAGGGCGUGUUGUUUUAACUAAGUGA